GUCCUAAACGGCGGGGUUUCAUUCAUAAAUACUUUUAGCUUUAAAGAAAUAUCACAUUAAAGCGCUCAGAGGAGGGUUUUUGUGUCACUUCCUUCGCCCAUCCACCUCCUUUAUGGACCAGGCUGGUAGAGAAGCCAUGCAACACUUUCAUCCUGUUGCUCCAAGGCCAGUGGGGCAGCCCUGAAGGGGAAGCACUGCUGCUCUGGCUCGGUCGGCUGGGUGGGCUGAGGAUGCAGCAAGGGAACUGAGGAGGAGAGCCCUGAGUUACAGCCUGACACACACACAUACACACAAAUCCAGAGCUGCUGCUGCUGCUGCGCACUGCCCUCCAUAAGGGGGGACUCUCUAGUUGGCUUGGACCAUGAGCAAUGAGUCUACCGUCUGGAACAUCCUACCAGAAAACUCAACAGGGAUCCAACAUGAAGCUAAGGAGCAGCAGGAUGGCUAUGUGCUUCUCCUGGUGAUCCUUUCCAUCUUUCUGGUAGGAACGCUGAUCAGCAUCUCAGUCUUUCUCAUCUUUUGCCGUCGCUGUUGUCGAGGAGAGCAGCUCUGUGCCAGGGCCAGCGAUGACCCCGAGAAAACUGCCACUGAUAUGGAGGGGUCUCAGCCCACCAAUGAAAUCACUAUCAGGGUGGAUGAGUCAGACUGCCUGUCCAUGGCCAGCUCUCACGACCAAGAGACAGAGCGCUUCCUGUCCACCGGCCCCACAGGCCGCCGUGUCUCCUUCAAUGAAGCUGCUCUCUUUGAUCAUGGCAAGAAAACCCAGGAGAAGGGCCGCAGGUACACUCUGACCGAAGGCGACUUCCAUCAUCUGAAGAAUACACGGCUCACAAACCUCAACAUCCCCCCACCAGCACUCAAAAUAGUCACUAUUCACGAGUGUGACUCGGCUGAAAACACUAUCACAGCAGUGGCGCGGCCUGUUGCUAAAUCAGCUCUUUCCAUAUUCCAGCCAAUGCUUUGCCCCCUGCCACAAACACCUCUGAUCAGCUUAGGCGUGAAUCCCAGCUGUGCCCUCCCUGGGGAUACACUCAAUUCGGUGGUUGACACCAGUUUCUGUGAGAACUCUGCAGCUCUUGGCAAAAAGGAGCUAAGUUCCAGCUCUAUUGAGAUGAUGCGAGCGAGGCCCCGGGACAGAGGCAGCAGCGUUAGCAUUGGAGAGGCAGUGCCAGCCAUGGGAAACAGUGGCAUGGGCCCCGCUGGCAGCAUUGCUGGAAGUCCAAGGCCCGUCUUGCAGUUUCUCACUAAACUACGGCGCCAUGCUAGUCUGGAGGGAGCCAGCCCCUACUUCAAAAUAAAAAAGUGGAAACUGGAUAGCAGCCAACGAGCAUCCAGCCUGGAUACAAGAGGUUCUCCGAAACGAAGGCAGUUCCAGCGCCAGCGAGCCGCCAGCGAGAGCAUGGACCAGGAUGACGAUACUCACCACAUAGACCUCAUCCAGUACAUCGCUCGCACCCAGGAUGUCCCAUACUAUCAGAGUCAACCCACCACACGCCUUCUGUCACCCCCAUCUACACCACCCCCCUCCCUCGGCAGGGUAGAGGUAGAGGUGGUGGUGGAGCCCAGCUGCAGCCACGAUGGGCCCGAGGUGAUUGGCUUGUCCCCUGAUCCUCAAAAAGAGACCCUCUCUGUGGGGAGGAGGGAAGGCGGCUACUCCUCGGACUCCUUCCAACCCCAAGAUCCACAAUCACUUUAUAGAGACAUAUGGACACUACGCGCAUCCCUUGAGAAGUACGCUGCCUCUGACCAGAGCAGCAACAAUGACAGGAACUCAGUUUGCGGUGAUGCUGACAGUGUCUGUUCACUUGGUGGACGGACAGAUGGUGAGAAAGGAGGGCUUCCUAGUCAACAAUCCCAGGACUUAGGGGACGAGGCAGAGGGGGGAGAGGAAGACAAUGAGUUCUUUGCACAUGAGGAUAAGGGGUUUGGUAUACAAGAGACAAGAAAGAGAAAAUACGGUAGCACAGAAUCAGAGCGAAGGGGUAGUGAUGCAGAAUCCGGUACUCGUAAACUGUUACAGAUGGACAGCGGCUAUGCGUCGAUAGAGGCUCCUUCUCGAGGUCCAGACGACCUGAGACUGUUUAGCAGCAGUAGCAUCACUGGAAGUCCUAAAGACAGAACUGCCCAUGAAAAAAGGCAUCAUUUCACCAAUGCGGGGAGGACAGGUACUAUUGGUGAGAGUUUUGAGUCUCAUUUGUUUGAGGAGGAGCCUGAGGAUGAGUUGUUAAUGGGUGCCAGUGGAGGGGUUUCUAUGGAAAUAGGAGCUAGUGCUUUAAGCUGGCAGCCAUAUGGUCAGAUAAUCACCCCACGAGAGGCUGAACUACCUCCAUCUCAGCUGAUUCCCCUUCACCGGCGUGACUACAGCAUAGAUGAGAAAACAGACGCACUCUUCCAUGAGUUUCUCCGCCAUGACCCUCAGUUCGACCUGCAGGAGUCGCCUAGAAAACAUCGCUCCCGUAUCCAUCUUCGCAAACAGUGGCAGCGUCACAAGCAAUGGAGCGAUCCUGGAGUCAGACACUUCCAUUCUUCCUUUGAGAGACACAGACUCCCUCUUCGGAGGGGGGAAAGUGUAAACUACCCCUUGGACACAAGUUACCACACUACACUGCCCCGCAUUGUCAGUGCUCCUGACGAGGAGACCAGCGAUGGAACUUGCAGCACCCCCGACACCCCAAAAGUCAAGCCAACGUCUACUGUUUCUCCAGAAAGGGAAAGGAAACUCAAUGUCAAAGAUUCUGAGGAACAAACAUCUUCCACUCUUCCAUCUUCCAUCUUCCCAUCUGAAAAAGACAGAGGACUGGCUGAGCAAGUUGACACUAAGGAGGAUGGCAAACAAUGUGGGCACCUUGCUGAACCCCUGGAUGAGCGCUCACCCCCUCACCUGCCUGAGUCUUCGGGGUAUGGUCCUCAAACAAUCACAGCCGAGCUUACGGAAAAACUGACUGCUAACCUGGAUGAGAGACUGUACACAGCCCUUCACCAGACCAAGGACACAACCAUGGAGUGUGUAACAGUGACAGCAACAUGUGCAUCCCCGGACCAUAGCCCAGUGUAGCAGGGCUCCAAUCAUCCACUUUGUCAGCAUCCCUUUUCCUGAUACAAAUUUUCAUUUAUUUUGGUUUGCUUUCAUUAAGUUCUGUCUUGCAUGGCUUGAUUGGGGAAGUUUAGAGCCAUGAAUAAAACAUCCAAAUUAUACUUUCAAUCAAUCACCACAAAAAUCUAGAAACCAUGAGAUCUGAAAGAAAUAUGCCUAAUUUAAGCAUUCUAAGUUGUUUAAAAUGAAAAUACCUUAAUUAUUUUAAAGAAUUGUUUACAAGAGUAACAUGUCAAAGUAUUUUACUGAUAACUUUUAUUUAUAGCCAAUCUAUGCCUGGAUUCAGCAUUUUUGAAAGCAUUGAUGUCCUUCCAGUGAAAAUACCUGAAAGUGAGGGCAAUUACAGCCUCUGCUCACUGAUCCACUGUGAAACCAGGUGCUAUUGGACAAGUGGAAAGCUCUUGAAACGGUCGCAGUUGUUCCUUCCUAGUCAUAGUUGGCUAACUAAAUGAAUGAUUAGACUUUGAUCAAUGUUCCCUCUAAGCUGCGUGGCUGCGGAAUUGCGUGCUACUCAAGCAUUCCCAGCGCCUAUGAAAAUCUAAGCAGUGCAUAAAAUAAAAUUCAUUAUAAACUGCAAUCAAUUGGACCAAUAACAUGUUUGUCUUUAUCAUUUUGAAUUCAUGUAUAAAUUUUUUUCAACUUAAAACCAUCAAUGAACAUAUCCCCAAAUUCUGUUUCCUAAUAUAAAAAUGGAAAACAGUCUAUCUAGCGAACGAUCUACUCUUCCAACCCAGUUUAUAAUAUCUCUAUCAAAUCAUCUUUAUAACAAAUAUAAAUACAGUUAAGAGUUUUAUUAGGGUGAAUAUGUUUCAUUAAAAGUAAGUGUCACACAACAAAGAGCUAGGAUUGAGGAUUAGGGCUACUAAAAUUUUUUUUUUAAAGUUAACUGACUAUUUUAUUUGAGAUUAAUAUGGGAAUAGAGCAUAAUUCUGACUUCUUUCUCAGAAUUCUGACUUUAAUCUUCGAAUUCUGACUUUAAUAUCAGAAUUCUGGUUUUAAUCUUCGGAGAUUAAAAACAAAGUUCUAAGAUUAAGGUGAGAAUUCUGACUUUCUUCCCAUAUUAAACUCAAAUAAUAUUUAAAAAAUUGUUAACUUUUAAACAUUUUUCCAGUCUUCAUAAUUCUCUCCCAGGGAGGUACAGUGCAAGAAAUAAUCCAACAUAAGAAAAAUAUGCGGCGACCCAAAGUAUUUACCAGUCUGGUCUUCCGGUGUUCUGUCAGAUCAGCAUACCCCAUCAGACCAGCAUACCCAUAGUCAGUACGCAUGCGCAAGACGUCAGAUUUGCAUAUGUCGUGUCAUAUGAUAAACAAAAAGUUGUACUUUCACGGUAAACACACACACAAUUACCAGAAAAGCAGACCGAAAGUCAAGCACAAUGAAACUCACCACUUUGCAACAGCCCUGCAAUCCAAAUUUAAGUCAGGGUUAAGUCAUUUUGUUCCUAUUCCAGUGACAUUUAUUAAAGCCUUUUUUAUUUAUUUACUUAUCUAUAUUAAUCAUGAAAUGCUUAUACUGUUAUAUAAUUUAUAGAAAUGCUAAGAAAAUUCUGAUUUAAAAAUUAGUUAUAAGAAUUUGUAGUGUAUAAAAAGCACAGCACGCAUUUCAUUGUAGGAAUGUUUUAAUGUGAACAAAAAGUUCUUUCUGAAGGUUUAUUUUUUCGUUUCUUCCAGAGCAGGAGCCUGACCCUGGCCAAAUCUGGACUGUUACAUAUAGUAUACCAUGUAUCUAAUGGACAACGUUUUUUUUUUUUUUUUCAUUUUAAAUCGGCCAAAUCACCUAAAUUAGAAGUAAACUAAUGGGAAUUGCUGCACUAAUCUCUUAAAUUUUAAUAAGCCAUAUAGCUUGCUAUGAUCCUAGGUUUAUAACAAGUUUAAUAUUGGUGUGUGGGAACAGAAUGCACAUGUGAUGCGGCCCACACUGGUCCUCAGCCUACUCAGGGGGCUUGUGUGUAUAACCAGACAAAUAGAAAAUUUAGAGGGAACAUUGCUUUUAAUUAAUCUCUCAAAACCAUUUUGGGAAAGUUAAUUUCCAUGUGACUGUAGGUCAGGUUAAAAAUUUACAAGCCAAGCAUUUGAAAGGCAAGGCAAAUUUCUGGUGGGGUGCAUUCAUUUGAAGGGGUUCUAAUUAUUUCUCUUUGCUUAGUCCAUUCCUCAGCUUUGCUGCUGCUUCUUUGUUAACUUGUAUUUUAUUUAUUGGGAUUCUCAUAUGCUUUGAGAACAUCUUUACAAAUUUUAAAGUGUAUAUGUAAGACCUCUAUGAGCUCCUAUUGCUUUGGGCCUCACUGACACAAUGGGAUUCUAUUGCGACAUGAAAAAUAGACUUUUUUGUUUACGGGUCUGUAGCCAUCUAUUAAGCAGUUGUAUAAAAACUACUGAACAUGACAGGUUUUUUCCAAUAUGAGAAAACUAUUAGAUCCACACCAGGCUUUUUUUUGUUUUUUUUUUUUACAUCCUUUAGCUUUUAGCAUACACCAAUCAUAACAUAAUGAACACUAGCUUUUAAAGUAAAAUACUCUUUAUUCUUUCAUAACAAAAAAAACCCCUCCAAUGUGUUGGAAUUUGAUGCCUUUUUACCAUCUUUUUGUUCUUUUUUGAUGACUAAGUGGGCCGUGAAGUCAAACUUUGCCCCUCCAGAGUAUCAUGAAACAAUUUAAAAGUGGUCUCUGUGGCCAGCUAGUUGAAAGAUGUUUUCUAAAAAAUAACUGAGCAGAGACCACCUCUUUUCAGCUUGUUGCACAUCGUUUCUACUUAUAAACACACAGGAUGAAUUUCUCUGAUGUGUGACAAGACAGAUUAAAGCACUGAACUUCAGCAAAAUGUCUACUUUUCAGGAGCGCUUAUAGUGGAAAAUAAAACACACAAAGCGGAUGUCUUUACAGCUACAGCUUUCUGACGAUGUUACAUUCUUCCUCGAGCUUGCAGAUCUCCUGCAGAGUGGCUUGUCAUUAUGGGUUAAUGCUGGAAACAUUGUAUAAAGCCCCUGUCACACCUUAACGACUUAGACAGCGUAUCCCUGACGUCCCAGAAUCUUCUAAAACACUGGAAUACCCUGAACUGUCUAUGUAUUUUUUGAAUUUUGGGCAUAUGCAUAGAGUAUUCAUAACAAGUCCAGAGUGUGUGCCCAACGACAGCCUAACUUAUGCAUAACGCAUGGCAGCAUAAUGCCCAUGAAAUGUCACAAGCCAGUCCUGAGGGGGGCGGCAAUGCGUCUGGAGGUGCCCGACCUGCAUAAAAAGAUUUCUUUGAUCGCUGUAUUAACCUAGUGGCCGUUUACCUCCAUUUCCUCCUUUGGACCCCCUUUUAUACCAAAACGCUGCCAUUACACCAUUAUACAGUAGCUGUAAGUUAGAAACAUGUCCAGCAGUUGUCUGGAACACGUCAGAUACAUUGAUAUGUGCUGGAGAUUAGUUCUUGUUAAGUUACGCAUAAGUUAUGCAUAAGUUACUCAUAGGUUUUAGAUAAGCUAGAUACCAUGACUUAUGAGUAACCUACACUUAACGUUUAUCAAUGAUUAAAUAACUUACCUGUAACAUAUGACCCAUGUAUGAGCAUACGCUGACAUAAGUACUUGUCGACGUGUGCUAGCGUGCAUCAGCGUCCUCAUCACUGAUACAAAACUCACCCAUAACUUAUCCAAUGUAUGCCAGCGUUUUUGCCAGAUUUUUCGUACGUCAGGCUAAAUCGUCAAGGUGUGACGGGGCUUCAGGGAGGCUACUGAUUACCACUUCAAUAUGAUACUUGGUGAGAAACAUUAGGCAGCAAGAGACAGAUUUUUUCUUCAUAUUAUGUGUAAGAAAAAGUUCAGAAAAGGCUGAUAUGGUAUGCUUGGACAAUAGAGUCAGAGCACCUCCUAAAACUGCAGCAUUCUUGGUCUUUAGUGUUCAGUAUCUAUUAAAAGGGAUCAAAGCUCUGUGAACUGGCAACAGAGAAGUGACUCAAUUUUGUAUGUGGGAAGUAAGGUUUGGAUUGAAUGCUCCACCAAAAGCCAUAGAUGUCAUAGAUGAUCACUACAUGGCACUGUCAUUGCCUUUCUCUUCUACAGCUGGAAGACUCUUUUAAAAGUGAGUCCAACUGAUAUUUAUAUUAUUUAAUCCAACAUUUGUUCCUCUGUUAUUCCUCUUUCUGUGUGAUCCUAAUAAUUAGGAGCUGCCUUUCAAGUAAAAUGACAUAUUUUGAUUAUUCAUCAAGAGUAAAGACAGGACAAAUUAUUAUAUGUUAAAUAAUCCUGAGCAUAUCUGUCUCUCUGAUGCUUAGCAAAGGCACCUCUGCAGACGAUGGGGAUGAAUAUUAAUCAUAUAAGGAAGGGGAUAGACCUCUUUUUAUCCCACAUCUCUGUUUUCUCAGUCUUGGAGGCUGCAGCCUUGCAGUAAAUGGAAAGGUCUCCCUCUCUAUUAGUGUGGGUGAAAGAUGAUGAUAAUGCCUCUCCCCUUCCUGCACAGAUUAGAUCUUCUCCUUCUGCAUGAAAAGAGUCUUCUGUUAUGGCAAAGUGGGCAGGAGGAGAAUUCCCCGUCCAACUGAGAUGAAAGGAGGUGAAUGCAAAUAAGAGAGUGGAGAUCCUUGUAACUGCUGUUCUUUACCGUCAUUCAUACACCAUGCAUAUGAAUCUGUUAUCUCCCAAAUAUGUUAUGUCAUCAGCUGAAAGGUAAUAAGAUAACAUAAACACCAGUGGGUGAGAUGUGUCUUAUGAAAGAGGAAGGUAGCGGCUUUCUUUGCACGUCAAAAGCCUGAAAUAUCUGAUCUGAGUCGGUAUUAAAAAGACAGCUUAGAAACCAUAAAACCAAUGGUUAAGAGAAAUAGUGGAAAUGUAACAAUAAUACAGUUUGCUGUGUAUUCAAGCACAAUAUUUCAAGAGCUAGACUAAAUCAAUGUUCUUCAUUAGAUUUAGGAUGAUACUGUAAAAGUGAAGUAAAUGGUGUUUGUACACAUUUGGUACGCAUUGGUGCCAUAGCCACAUUUAGGACUGCAUGACAGUUAACAUUUCAUAAUGGAUUCUUUAUCCUUUUCUCAGAGUUAUGGUACAAAAUAAUCAAAUCCAUAAUUUAUCAUCAUUGUUAAAGGCAGACUUUUUUUUUUUUAUUCAGAAAUGCUUUUAAGAGUCAGACUCAAACGAUAUAACCCAUUAGAUUUUGUGAGAUUUAUCACUUGGAAUGUAAAUCUGUGUUCAUUGCUUGUUUGUAAACAUUUCUUUAGGGAACAAAAUGUUGUACGCUUUCAUAGCAAUUUUGCUUCUGUUGAGUCAAAUUUAUUUAAGCUUGAGGGACCAAAUUGUUUUAAAAACAGGUGUUUAUUUUAGGCUUGUUUUACAAUCUGUGAAUAAAUGAAUGAAGUAAA
Molecule: messenger RNA, 8424 nt
Organism: Cyprinodon tularosa
Lineage: Eukaryota; Metazoa; Chordata; Actinopteri; Cyprinodontiformes; Cyprinodontidae
Gene: cbarpb
Product: CACN subunit beta associated regulatory protein b
Exons: 11
Coding region: 362-3055 (897 amino acids)
Biological process (GO): negative regulation of voltage-gated calcium channel activity; negative regulation of calcium ion-dependent exocytosis
Cellular component (GO): plasma membrane; secretory granule
Molecular function (GO): transmembrane transporter binding
Source: RefSeq, a predicted model, not a curated record